AGGGGAGAAACCUCUCCUAGGGCUUUAACUGUUUAAGGCAAACACACACUCCUGUCUUCUGGGUUUUUUUUUUUGGUUUGUUUCUCAAGGAAAAAAUUUCAACUUUCUUUCUUUUUUAUCCGAUAAAUUAAAAGAAUAUGUUAUCAAUCUUAAUCUGAUUCAAUCUCAUUGCGGCUAAAAUUCUCAAAAGGCCGCUUAUAGGGUCUCUCUCUCUCUGUGUUUCUUUCUUCAAAAAAAAAAAAUUGAUUCUUUUUGAAAUCACUACGGUACGAAGGUUGUUGUAAUGGCGAGUAGGAAGCUAGUUCGAGAUUUACUAAUCACAAAGCAGCCUCUUUUUCAGCAAUUGACUCACCAAAGGAGAGUUGGCGCAGGGAGAUUAGGGCUUCUUCUACAGGGAAAUGGGUAUGCGAGCCAUCGCCGGUUUAGUGUUUUCAGUGACUUCUCCAAGAAAAUUAGAGGGGAAGCUGAAAGCAAUCCUGAAUUUCAGAAAACAGUGAAGGAGUUGAAGGAAAGAGCAGAGGAGUUGAAAGGUGUAAAAGAGGACCUGAAAGUUAGAACGAAACAAACGACUGAGCAGCUGUAUAAGCAAGUUGAUGGAGUUUGGACUGAGGCUGAAUCUGUGGCCAAAAAGGUCUCUUCAAGUGUGAAAGACAGGCUCUCAGCAGCCACAGAAGAGGUCAAAGAGUCAUUCAAGCUCGGAAAGGAGGGGAAUGCAGAGUCAGCAAGUUCAUCAAGCACAGGAACCACUGAAGGUGAAAAACAACAGCAGCAGCAGCAGCAGCAGCAGCAGCAAUCAGGUACGACGGAGGAGCAAAGUACAUUUUUUGGACAGUUCAAAUCCAGCAUUUCUUCCCCAAAACUAUCCGAGGCGUUUCACAAGCUGAAGGAAGCCAAACCCCUUGACUUUGCAAAGAAGGGACUUGACAUUGUAAAGGAUGAAUUGCGUGGAAACCCAUCUAAAAGGAAGCACCUGGAAUAUACUCCUCCACCGCCAUUUACAGGUGAGAGAAGUACGAGAACGGAGAUGGUGGUUACGCCAACAAAACAGUCCAAGUGGCAAAAAAAAUGGGAAUCGUUAAGAGAAAAGAUGCAAGGGUAUCCUAUAUUUAAACGUAUUAGUGGGAUGAGUGAGCCUGUUGUCAACAAGAGCCAAGAGAUUGCAGAAGAUGUGAUGGAAAGAUGGGAAACCAGUGAUAAUCCGAUAGUUCACAAGAUUCAGGACAUGAAUGAGAAGAUCUUUGAGGAAACAGGUUCUGCAUCGACUUACAAAGAGAUACGCCGCCGAGAUCCAUCAUUUUCCUUGCCGGACUUUGCUGCAGAAGUUCAGGAAGCCAUCAGACCAGUCUUGAAUGCAUAUAGUAAGGGAGAUGCUGAGACCUUGAAGAAGUAUUGCAGCAAGGAAAUGAUUGAACGGUGCACGGCAGAGCACAGAGCUUUCCAGGUUCAUGGUCUUUUUUUCGAUCACAAGCUUCUGCAUGUAUCUGAAGUCGAAAUUCUAGAGACAAAGAUGAUGGGGAAUUAUCCAGUAAUCAUCGUCAAGUUCCAAACGCAAGAAAUCUACUGCGUCCGCGACAAGAAUGGAAAUAUCAAAGAAGGAGGCCAGGACACGAUACACAUGGUGCACUACGACUGGGCAAUGCAACAAGUGGAGGCAUCAGAGUUAGGAGAAGAUGCGAUUUAUCCCAUUUGGAGGCUCAGAGAGAUGCGGAGAAUGGGUAUUCAAGCUCUAAUUUGAAUUCUUCUAACUUAUAAGAAGCUAAGCCUCUCUAUUUGCCAAUGUACCAUCAUUUACUCAAAUCUUGUGUGCUCUUGCAUUUUUCUUUUCUUGUUCUUCUUCUCUCGGGAAGGAGUAGCUUCCCAUGUUUCCGGGGAAUAAGUUUUGACAAAUAUAUAAUUAGUUCCCAAGUCGUUUUCAAGUUUAACGAAGUUUUUUGGUCAUGUUCGUGCCCUAAAAGGGUAAAGACCCUUUGGUUGGAAAAUAAAGAGAACAAGAUUUGGUAAA
Camelina sativa (false flax) is the source of this 2002-nucleotide messenger RNA. The record is from RefSeq and is a predicted model, not a curated record. NCBI's taxonomy places the organism in Eukaryota, Viridiplantae, Streptophyta, Magnoliopsida, Brassicales, Brassicaceae.